AUGGCGAGCAAGGCCCACCUCUCCUUCCUGCUCCUCGCGCUCCUCGCGGCCUCCCUCGCCGGCCCGUCCGCCGGCAUAUUCCACAUCGUCGGCGCCGGCAAGGGGUGGCGCAUCGCCCCCAACCAGACCUACUACGCCGACUGGGCCCGCACCAGGGACAUCCACGUCGGCGACAAGCUCAGUAAGUUUGCUACCUAG
Triticum turgidum subsp. durum (durum wheat) is the source of this 198-nucleotide messenger RNA. The record is from the annotation of a GenBank genome assembly. NCBI's taxonomy places the organism in Eukaryota, Viridiplantae, Streptophyta, Magnoliopsida, Poales, Poaceae.